AUGGGCCGAAUACAGGGACUCAAAAAAGCCAUCAAGCACGAUCCCAAUAUCAGUCGAUUCGUUAGCCUCAACGGCAACUGUUUGCCCAGGUUGCCUAAAGCUUCAGCGAACUACCUGGCCGCAAAGGUGCCCAUAACGCAAUGGAUCACAGGGUAUUCACUGGCAUGGCUGUGGAGUGACCUAGUAGCGGGAGUCACAAUCGGCAUCCUAUUGGUCCCUCAAAGUUUGGCCUAUGCUAAAGUGGCCGAAAUCCCUGCUCGCUAUGGCCUCAUCUCAAGCUGGCUGCCGACCUUGUUUUAUACCAUCAUGGGCACGUCCAAAGACGUGACCGCCGGUCCGACUGCUAUAAUGGGCCUGCUAACAGGACAAAUCGUAACGGAUCUUGUGGCAGAGGGAUAUGAUGCUGGGGCCAUCGCCAGUGCUGCAGCGUUCUGGGUCGGCGUGUAUUCAUUGAUCCUGGGGCUAUUGCGUCUCGGGUUCCUGCUCGACUUCAUUCCUCUCCCGGUUCUCUCAGGGUAUGUCUCCGGCGCAGCAAUCACCAUCGUCCUUCAGCAACUCAAGGGUCUCUUCGGCGAGGGAAAAAGCGCAGACGACACAGCUGGCGUGAUUCGUGUGUUCUUCCAACGCCUGCCCAAUACUAACUGGCGGGCUUUCCUCAUCGGCUUGUCCGGGAUCAUCCUGCUGCUAGGUCUGCAGUACGUAGGUCACAAAUGGGGCAAAUCUCAUCGCAGCUUCUGGUAUCUGUCCAUCGCUCGCAACGCACUUGCCCUCAUCAUCUUCACCCUCAUCAGCUGGGGCGUUAACAAGUCGCGCCCGGACGACCCCUUGUUCGGGAUUUCCCAAGUCACUGGUGCAGGUAUUAUUCCUCCCCGGAAACCAGACAGCAACCUGCUUCUCAAGGUUGCGGGGCGCAGCGUGGCGGUCUUCAUCGCUGCGGCGUUGGAGCAUCUUGCUAUCGGGAAGGCGUUCGGCCGCCGCCAUGGAUAUGUUAUCGAGCAGGACCAGGAACUCAACUAUAUCGGGCUAAUUAACCUCUUUGGGAGCUUUUUCUCCUGUAUGCCUGUUACUGGUGGAUUCUCACGUACUGCUGUCAACUCCGAGUCUGGCGUGAAGAGCCCUUUGAGUGGUUUGGCCACUACAGCCUGCGUGCUUGUCAGUAUCUAUAAGCUGACGGAUGCGUUCUACUGGAUCCCCUCGGCGACUCUCUCGGCGAUUAUAGUUGUUGCGGUCUGGCAGAUUAUUGUCCCUUUCCAGGUCUUCUGGCAUUAUUGGAAGACGUCUUUUGCCGACUUUGUCGGGAGCAUGGUUGCAUUCUGGGUGACGCUGUUUGUGGAUGUUGAGAUCGGUAUCGCUGCGGCUGUCGGUUACAGCUUGGUCUAUAUAUUGCUCCACCUGGCUUUUACGCAAGUGACCAUGGUGACAAAAGAAAACUUGUCGGAACUAUACCCUUCCUGUUCAUCAUCAUCAUCACCCAACCCCAGCACAGCCUUGACAUUGCUCGAGGACACAAUGGUCUUCAUGCUCCGGGACUCCAUUCUAUACCCAAACGCUGCGCGCACCGCUCGCCAGAUCACGGACUAUAUCUACUCCUACAGUUCCGGGGCGCAUGAGAAGCCAUCAACUACAAUGGAUGGACCUCAGCACAAUACCCAGGGAAAAUCUGCCGAUAGACUUUGGAACGACACCAAACUGCGACACAUCCGCAACCUGCGGAAAGAGGCCGGCACCAGUAACAGCGAGGAGAGCUUCCUACCCAUUGUUCGAACGGUUAUUAUUGACAUGACUCGCGUCACACACGUAGAUACCACAGGUAUGCAGGCUCUAGCGGAUAUCCGGUCCGCGUUAAAGGAUUGGGCAUGCGCCGAUGCCGAGCUUACGUUUGUCGGUCUGAAUGAUCGAGUUAAAGAGAGGUUUCAGCGGGCGGAAAGCUGCUUUGACGCGUCUUCGAGUGAAGGCGAGGCAAGGGAUGGGGGUUAUAUCGUGUUUGAUGCUCUUCAGACAGCAUUAUAUAGUCCUCAUUCGGAGAACGUGAAGGAGUCGCAGAACGAAUAG
Molecule: messenger RNA, 2052 nt
Organism: Aspergillus puulaauensis
Lineage: Eukaryota; Fungi; Ascomycota; Eurotiomycetes; Eurotiales; Aspergillaceae
Exons: 2
Coding region: 1-2052 (683 amino acids)
Biological process (GO): transmembrane transport
Cellular component (GO): membrane
Molecular function (GO): sulfate transmembrane transporter activity
Source: RefSeq, a predicted model, not a curated record